Molecule: messenger RNA, 4211 nt
Organism: Capsicum annuum
Lineage: Eukaryota; Viridiplantae; Streptophyta; Magnoliopsida; Solanales; Solanaceae
Exons: 7
Coding region: 585-3713 (1042 amino acids)
Source: RefSeq, a predicted model, not a curated record
CUUGCUAACAAGAUAAAGAUGUCACAUAGAAUAGAGAGCUCAAAGGGGCUGCCAUGAUAAAUAUGAGGGAAUGGAGGUGUUUAAAUAUAGGCGUAACGUGCGUCUGAGCUAUAAUUAAUCGGUUGACGUUUCAAAUUCCCUCCAAUACAACUUCUCUUUUACCUUAAAUUAAAUACUCAUCCAAAAUUAUAGCCUUUUAUUUUUUCAAAUUUCAACUUUGAAUGACUCAUUAGAUUAGACCAAAAAACAGAAGCAUGAUAGUUUGUUAUUAUUAUGGAAUUAUUGAAUGAUCAUUUUUUUUUCAAACGACCCUCCUAAAAUCUUGUUCCCUUUUUCAUAUAUUCUGUUAUUUUUCCUAUUUUUAUGAAACUUGUUUCUCUCCUCUUGUCUUAAAUCUUUUUGCUUGUUCAGAAAACACUUUGACAUGUUCAAAGAUUUCACCCUUUUUCUAGUUUUUUUUUUUCUAAUUUAGAAUGAUAUAGUUUAAAAAAAAUAUUUUUUUUUUGUUAUGAUUCUUGAUUUGUAGGGGAAGAAGAGAGGAUUAGUAUAAUAAUAAUAAUAAAGAAGAAGUUAUAAAGAAAUUAAUGGCUUCUUCUCAAGUAGAAAUUGCCUCCUCUUCUCCAUUUGGCUAUGUUGUUAAUAAUAGAUGUUGUGUUACUACUAGAGAUUCCAAUACUUUUUCGAAAAAUUUCAAGAAUUUGGUUCAAUAUUCCCACUUGCAUUCUUGCAUUUCAAAUCAAUCCAAGAAAACAUUUGUACCUGAUUCUUGUGAAAAUUCACAAAACAAUGGUGAUUUAUGUGUACACAAAACUGAAUUUAUUAAGAACGAUACUAGUAAUGCUUCUAGUAUUAUGGUGUUCUCAAUGGACAAAGAGAAUCAAGAAAGUAGUAGUAUACAAGUUUCAAAUCUUGAUGGUGGUGGUGGUGUUUCUUCUCUUGUUAGAAAAUGGAAAGGUUUUGAAACAGACUCAAAAUCCGAGAGUUCUUUGUUUGUUGGAAUUCAAGAAUGUGAUGAAUCUUGUUCCGUUGUGAAAGUUGAGUCAUUUGGUGAUUGUGAUGUAAUAAAACAAUCAGAUAAUAAAACGGAUGAUGUAAGUAAAGAUUGUGAUGUUAAAGAGAGUGAGAGGUUGGGAGUUGCUGAUAUUAUAAAGAAGUUGAAAUUUGAUAACGGUAAUGUUGUUUCUGUGAAUGGUGGAUCAUUGCCUCGUGUUAGGACAACAACAAUGGAUCAUCAUUCGGAACAGCAAAGGUGUAACUUUUCACCGGUUCUGAGUUCACCUCGUUUCAUUAGGGGGCGUCAGGCGUUUAGCGAUUUGCUCAUGCAAAUGGAACGUGAUAGGCAGAGGGAAAUUGAAGGUCUUGUUGAACGUAAGGCGGUCUCCAAGUUCCAACAGAAAGGCCGCAUUCAGGCUUUGCUUCGAGUUAGACUCAUACGACAUGGUGCGGAAGUUAGAGGUGGCCGAACAGUGCAUUGCUCAGCAUCCGAAUCAAAUAAAUCGACACAUUCUUCAAUUAUGCAUCUCAGGAAAAAGUUCAAUACAGUCGGACAGCAUGGUGUUGGUGUCUCAAGAAACACCUCAAAAGAAUUAGCAGAAAGCAAACAUGAGAGCGGAAGCCUCCCUUCCACACCAAAUCAACAACAAAAAGAGAACAGUCAUCAAGACUUUAAAAGCGUAAGAGGCCCCCAAAGAGAACUCGCUCGUAGUAACUCAGCUAAAGCAGGAACUGGAUUUUCAUUAUAUCAGCAGAGAGAAGAGGAUCCACUUAAGGGGCUGCUCAAGGAGAGAGAACGGAUGCAGCUUGUUGUAGCCGACUCAAUAAAUACCUCUAUAGCGUCAGGAGAUAACAUUCGAGACACCAGCUUAUCUAAGAAAGGGAAUCAUCAUAAACCAAGAAGCCCCCAUAAAGAGGUAGCAGAUAACAAACCAAAAGUCGAAACUAUUGUUACAUCCAAUCCACUACAAGAAAAGAAUCGUCAUGAGGAAGCACCUGAUCAAGUAAGCCCCAGGAAUGUGGCAACUAGCAUACAUGUUAGAAACAUGUUUCCAUCACAUCAGCAGAGAGAAAGGGAUCAUCGACUUAAGGAUCUUGUCAGGGAUAGCAUUAUGCAACCUGGUUUAGCAGACUCAAGAAGUACCCCUAAAUCUGGAGAAAAUGCUCGAGACUCUUGCAGAGUUGAAGAAGAGAGUCAUCAUAAACCAAGAAACCCCCAUAAAGAGGUGGUAGAUAACAUCCCAAAAGUCAGAAUUCUUUGUAUAUCGAAUCAAUUGCCUGAAGUGAAUCAUUAUGAGGAAUUAUGUAAGAAAUUAAGCUCCAGAAAGGUGGCAACCAGCAUACCGGUUACUAACUUGGCCGAAAAUCAGAAGGAGAUGGCACGUAGCACCAAAAAAUCAGAAGGUUCUUGUCGAUUAAAUGAACAUGACAUGGAUCUUAAGCAUCAAGAAGUUAACACCAGCUUACCGAGAUGUACUUCUCAAGCAAAGAGCUUUGACAAUAUUCCUGAAAAAGCUAGUUGGGAAAACAAAAGAUCUGAAGCUAGCCACAGCAACCUGUUGGAUUUUGUGGAGAUAGCAAGACCUUUUAUGAAUAGAGGUGAAUCUAAGCAGCUUCCAUGGACUUGUAAUGAGUGGUCUAGUAUUUGCACUAAUCCUCAAAGCGGCCGGGAAGAGGAAGCGACCAACAAGUGUCUAGUUGAAAGUUACAGCGGCUCGGUAAGUGAAUAUUCUCUCUCAGCUAGUGGAUGGGAUGAACUGCAGUCUAACUACCAGCAAGACAAUGAAGACUGGAUAAGUAAUAUCUCUCGUCCACGUAAAGAAUGGGAAGGUCUCAGGCAAGAAAGAUACCAAGAGAUGCUUGAUCCUUUCUCGGACAAUCAUGACUUACAACAACUUCUUCACAGAAAAACUGUUUCAAUGUUUCUUAACAGUGCUUUGAGAGAGGAAAUAGAUCGGAUAAUGGCGUCUCGCUCACAACAACUACCAAAAGCAAUGAGCAGCCAUGUUGAGGAAGAAAUAUCAGCACAAGCGGCUGAAGAAGAGGAGGAAGUGGAACAAAAUGUAAGAAAAGAAGAGGAUGAGGUAGGAGGAGAAGAAGAAGAGGAGUGGGGCUAUGACGAUGACUCCGAAGAUGAAAAUAGUCCUAGUAGACAACGGUACAAUGAACCUGAAGGAUUAAUUCAUCAGAACAUAUAUUCACAGACUUCACAGUCAUGGAACACAAAUCCAGACCAGGAAGUCACUGAUGACUCUUAUCACUUCACAUCUCCUUCUUCACUACAAUCUCAAUCGUCUAAUAUUUACUCCCAACACAUUCAACCAUAUUCUUCCUCCACUGGACAUCCUUCGCCUGAAAUGGAACUCAUAUAUGAGAUGAGAGGGCAUAUGGAGCAACUCCACCAAGAGAUUUUUGAAAUACGGAGAUCUAUGAAGAGUUGUAUGAACAUGCAAAUAAAAUUACAACGUUCGAUUAAGCAGGACGUUGCAGCUGCAAUCAGUCAGUUAGGUCAAAAUAGCAUAGGAAAUUCAGAUAACAAGGGCUCAAACAAAGGAAAUUGUCGUAUUUGCUGUUCGGAGCCAGUUGACUCGCUUCUUUACAGGUGUGGACAUAUGUGCACCUGUUUCAAGUGUGCACAUGAAUUGAUUUCCGGUACUGGAAAAUGUCCAAUAUGCCAAGCUCCAAUAAUCGAUGUUGUGCGUGCAUAUGCUCAUUCAUGAUGUGCAUGUGAACUAGAUUCUGAUCUGGAGGUAUGCCAGACAACGACAACAAAAUUGGUAACUAUGCCUCAAUUCUGAGUAAGUUAAGGUCGGAUAUAUGAACCUCCGCUGUUCAUGUCACUGCACUCAAGCCUCAUCACAGUCCAAUAUUAUGUAACACAUAUCUAUGCCAGCACAUCCUGGCAUAGGCUAAUCAUAAUUUACUAGUUUACUCUGGUUACCAUCCUACUGCAGUCUUCAAGUUCACACAAGCAGAGUUCUGGAGGUUUGCCAGACGCCCUUUUUGUGCCAAGGAAAGACUAGCAAAAGGGUGAUUUUAGUUUUCUUCUUUUUGUUUCUUCUUAGUCAUCAAAUCCUUUUGUAGCUAAUUUACUAUCAUAAACCAGGUUUAGAUUGACAGAUGAGUCGGUCUCCGUUGGUUCCAUUAACCAUCCUUGUAUAUGAUAGGAUAAAGGAAAGAGAAGUUCCUUAUGGUGAUAGUAGAGUUGUAUCUUUCAA